AUGCUACGUCCUCUCGAGGACGCGAGCCGGCGGCCGUGGACAAAGCAUGACGACAACGCCGUGAGGGAGCUCGUGGCGGCACACGGCACGAAAAACUGGGCGGUGGUGGAGCAGAACAUGAUCUCCGUGUACGGCAUCUACGGGAGGUCCGGGAAGCAGAGCAGGGAGCGCUGGCACAACCACCUGAACCCUUCGAUCAAGAAGAACGCCUGGACGCCCGACGAGGAGCGCAUUAUGGCCGAGGCCAGGGCAAAGCUCGGAAACCGCUGGUCGGAGAUCGCCAAGCUUCUGCCCGGGCGGACGGACAACCAAGUCAAGAACCAUUGCAAGGAUGGAGGAAAGACUAAAGGGGGGCUCAACGCGGAGAAGGGAGCUACGGCGUGUCGAAAGAAGGGCCGCCCGCGAAAGGCCACCGGUCUGGCGGAGCUGGAGCGGUACAUGGCGUGCGCGCAAGAAGCGGCCCAGGCGGUUCUCAACGACUCCGGCAGACCCCAAGACCCGAUACUUCGCCAACAGGGCAUGGAGGUCACCGUCACGUCGGCACCGCGCGGGAGCCCACCCGUUGGUGCAUCCGUGGCGGCCAUCGAGAUGGCCAGUGGAAGGGCGGCAUUCCGUGAGAAGCUCAAACAGAACCUGGAGAAGACGGGGGGGCUACACUGCCAGAGAACUGUAGCCGCGAGGCCCCCCCACAGGAAAUUGGCAGACAAGACCAGGACCACCGUCAAGAACGAGAAAGCCAAGGACGCCAAGUACGUCAAGCAAUGCAAGCGCGGAGUUUCGCACACCGGCCGGACCUCGCCUGCCGGCUCCACCGAUGACUACGGCAGUGGCGGAGUGUUCCCGGUCGAUACCGCCGCCACCGGCGGUCUCUAUCCCCCGGUUAAACAGCCGUCCAACGGCCUUCAGCAGCACGAUGGCCACCGACCUUGUGGUGUUUCCUCCGGUAAUCCUCAGCUCGAAAGCCGCCUCUCCAACGGCCGCCGGUCAAAGAUUCGUUCGUCCAAGGUCUACAAGUCCAGCGCCGGCCGCAGGGCUAACGGCCAAAAGCUGAACGGCCGCAAGCCCAACGGAGGCGCCUCCCGAACCACCGGUCGUGAGCCAGGCGGCCGCCGCCCCAGCACCAAUACCGGCCGCCGCGCAACAAACGACAUAGCCAUGAGUCCGCACAACCUUCUGCCGGAUAUGGGCACAACGGGGACGAAGAAGCCGGUAGAAGGGGGCCUAGGGACAUUCGACUCAGACACGAUCAAGGAUACACACAGCUCGUCUCCCAACGUUCCGUCCCUCAAGCAGCAGGCGAUGGCUCCCAUCUUUACCGUGGGAAAGGCAUCCGGGGCCUGCGGGGCGGCAGUAGGGCUCGCAACACCAGCAGCAGGAGCAGUAGCAACAGGCCUCUUCAGGUCGGCACUGACGGUGGAGACCACCGAUGGGCAGCACGCCGAAGGCGGCGGGGCGAAACGUCGUCACCACAGGCGAGUUGGUCGUCGUCACGGAGGCGUUCGGCCUUCUGGAGUCAGCCCCACUCCGCAUCCGCGGGAUUUGUCUCCUUUGCACCUCGACGAGCCUUCCUCUCUUCGCCAAUCGCCCCGGCUACAUCCCCACGUCUUCGAUUUCGAUACCGCCGACAUCUGCAGCGAGUUGCUGUUCGGCGACGACGGCGUGGACGGCGGGGGCUGCGACGCCCAUCUGGUGCAGGGCAGCGAUGGCUGUGCUGAUGGUGGCGGUCCUCUUGCGCUGGACGAAAAAGGGUUUAUCAGGCUCGUGGGCAACAAGAGGGGUACCCGGGCACCAACAGAAGCAGCAGGGAGGACGAGGGUAGAGAGCGUUGACGUUGCCGCAGCUGUCGGCUCCAAGAGCAGCAGCCACCAAGCACGAGAAGGCCCACUGUCGCCGACAACGGUGAGCAUCUUUUCACCGCCACCUUUCGAACUCCACAACGAAGCUUUCGGCACCGGGACCCACUCCAGCAGCACCGGCGGCGUUGGCGGUACCGCUGUCGGGAUCGGGAGCAACGACUUCUCCGGCUACUUCGAGGGGAUGCAGUAUUUGAACAACCUUGGCUACAACGGUACCAGCGGCAGCGGUGGUCGUCGCCGCUCUCCCCGCCUUCACCUCGGAAUGUUCGCAGGGGACAGCAGCCUCGCCGCCGGAGACUUCGAAGCUCCGAGUCCCGGGAGCCUAGACGCCGGGAGCUUGGGGAGCUUGGGGGGAAGCGUGAUCGGGGGAAGCCUCGGCAGCCAUCUCUUAGGGACGCAGUCCUUUUUCUUGGGUACGGACACCGUUGGUGGUGGUGGUGGUGGUGGAGGCGAAGGCGGCGGCAGCGGCCACGGCCGCUCAAGGCCUUGCAGUCGAGGAUUUCCGGUGGGGGUCCACCAGACGGACCCCCGUUCCACUGUGACCGGUCCGGCCGCGGCGGACCCGCUAGGUGCGGCGCCAUGUACGCCACCGCUCAGAGACGAGAUGCGCUCCGCCGCUGUGGCCAAGGCGGGUGGGGUCGGGGGGUACGCUCUGGCUGAUCUGGACAUUGACAAGAGCCCGGCCCACGCUAAGGGAUUUGCGACACCUUCGGAGCUACUGAGUUGGCAGCAGCAGCAGCAGCAACAACAGGAGGAAGAACCUCUCAUGCUGUCUACGCCGCCCUCCACGAAGAUGGGAUCGUUGGGUGCGGCGGGCGGGAUCGGCGUUGGUGAUGGAAGCCGCGAAGCCGGGGGCAUCGUCGGCAGCGCGGGUGGAGCGUCGAAGCGGAAGCGGACUUCUUGUUCCUUUGCCACGUCCGCGGCAACGACUGGCAGUGACCAGCACCGGCAAGGAGGGGGCAUGGAAGAAGGAGGCUGCACAGGCGGGGACCCAGCAACAAAAACAGAGACCAUCGUCCGCUCCAGCCAAAGCAAGAUUCAACGGCGGCGGUCAAACGCAGCCACGUUUCCCCGUUCAUCCCGCCGCUCUCCCCUCGCUAAUGCUGCCACCGCCGCCGCUUCGCCACGGCAGAAGCAACAGCACGACCAUGGCAACGAAGCCACCAACAGCGGCGACACCACCCUCGGACCCCGGCUUCUGACCGGAAGCAGCAACCCUAACAGUGGCAACGCGUACCCGGGAUUCACUCCUCGCUUGACGACCACAGAUGAAUCGAACCCAGCUCCGCGGGUGGCGGUGGGUCCUCGGUGGAGUGCGACCGAGAUCAAACUCGAAACACGCCACACAGACGGCGGCGCUGGGGCCGGCCCACGAGACGGUGCCGCGCGGAUGAUCCCGAGAUCCGGCGGCAUUGGGCUGCAGCUGAGCUUCGCUCCCUUCCACGGGGGUGGCGGCGCGGGCGGACUGACUCCGAAUUCUUCGUCAAUGUUUGGUAGCAGCGACGGGAACGGCGCUUCGUCCGGAGCAUCCUCGAAAACCCCCUCCUCGUCGCACACGACGGCUGGCGGCGGCGGCAGCGGCAGCGGCGGUGCCUGUUUUUCUUCGAUGACCUACGGCGGCAGCAGCGGCGGGUUCUUGUCGCCGGGUGGACGCUCGCCUCGCGUUGGCAGCGUUGGAUCUGGUGCGCGUUCCUCCACGUCUCCGUGCGGGUUCGCUGGCGGUGACGGAUCCGACAGCGGCGGUGAUAGCGCGGCCAGCGGCGGUGAUAGCGCGGCCACCGGCGGUGUGGGCGGCACCGCUUCCAACGGCAUGCCGAAGACCACCGCCGCUCGAGGCGUCCUCGGGCUCGAGCUGGGCGGCAUCGCACGCCCUCCCGGAAGCAGAAUCGGCGGCGGCACACGGUUGUUCGGCCACGGCCCCGCCACUACCACCAACAAGCGCCUCUCCUUGCCUCAGGCCAGCGCUGCGUUGCCGCCUGGGUACGGGACGGCGACGGCGGUGGGCGUCAAAAGGGAGGCUGGAUAUCUAAGCGUACCCUGCGACACCGACGAUAGUGGUGGCGGUGGCGGCGAACUUGACGACACGUCAUCCCACCGCCGAUCCCCUCGGUUCAGCAACGACCACCAACACAGCACGGGCAGCAACGGCAACGGCAGCACAAGCAGAGAAACCGGCAGGGGUACGUUUAGGAGAUUGUCGUCGUCCUCGUCGUCGUCGUCCUCGUCGUCCUCGUCAUCGUCCUCGUCGUUAUCACCAUCAAGUGGCGCGGGUGAUACUCUCGGAGGGAGCUCCGGCGGGUACGGCGGCGGUGACGUUGUCGAUGGUGCCGGAAGCAGACGCGAGGGAGGGGGUGCCGUGAGAUACGAUUCAGUGUUCAACGCCGGUGUUCUCGCCGCAUCGUUUCCCGUCCGCCGAUUUCCGCGGCUGAAAGGACCUGCCAAAAAGGUUCAGCGGAUCAUCUUGUUGCUAUUAUAG
Messenger RNA from Ectocarpus sp. CCAP 1310/34, 4332 nucleotides. NCBI's taxonomy places the organism in Eukaryota, Phaeophyceae, Ectocarpales, Ectocarpaceae. The record is from the annotation of a GenBank genome assembly.